This is a messenger RNA of Penicillium daleae, 2190 nucleotides long. RefSeq lists its product as uncharacterized. NCBI's taxonomy places the organism in Eukaryota, Fungi, Ascomycota, Eurotiomycetes, Eurotiales, Aspergillaceae. Gene Ontology annotation, molecular function: glycosyltransferase activity. Bases 1 to 2190 code for a protein of 729 amino acids. Gene Ontology annotation, cellular component: cytoplasm. The transcript has 6 exons. The record is from RefSeq and is a predicted model, not a curated record.
AUGGUCCUGGCGCAUUCCUUGCGCGACAAUGGCACAAAGGCGAGGUUAGUCGUCCUCUACACACCGGAACGGUUGCGACAAGAAACAAUCAGCGAGUUGAAGACCGUCUACGAUGAAUUGAUCCCAGUAUCCUCACUGGUAAACGGCACACCCGCAAAUCUCUGGCUGAUGGACCGCCCGGACCUAAUCGCGACAUUUACAAAAAUCGAGCUUUGGCGUCUGACGCAAUUCUCGCGGGUCGUCUAUAUCGACUGUGACGUCGUCGCUAUCCGCGCUCCGGACGAAUUACUCGCUCUCGAUGUGAACUUUGCCGCGGCACCCGACGUCGGCUGGCCUGAUUGUUUCAAUAGCGGACUGAUGGUGCUACGACCUAACUUGCAGGACUACUAUGCACUAAAGGCGCUGGCGGAACGGGGCAUCAGCUUCGAUGGUGCGGACCAGGGUUUGCUCAACAUGCAUUUCCGGGACUGGCAUAGGUUGAGCUUCACGUAUAAUUGUACGCCGAGUGCAAACUACCAGUACAUACCCGCGUAUAAGCAUUUCCAGGGCUCCAUCAGCUUGGUUCAUUUCAUUGGCGCGCAGAAGCCGUGGACCUUGCCACGGCAGGUGGUGCCGCUCGAGUCACCGUAUAAUCAGUUGCUGAGACGGUGGUGGUCGAUUUAUGACAAGCAUUAUCGGCCGCCAUUUGUAUCUGUUUCCCAGGUAGAGAGUGGUGUGCCACUUCCACCACGAGACACGUCCGUCCAUCGGGGUCACUCUCGGUCUGCAUCAGGUCAUACAAUGAAGAGGGUUCAUUUCGAGGAUGAAUCUGGACAGCCAUAUGUUGUAGAGACGGUGGAGCCUCAGAAUGUCCAGUCUCAUGAACAUUUUCCCGCAGGGUUUCAUGAUGAUGCCGCUCACGCUCAUCAAGAUAGCCCAGCUCCUACAUCAGUUGAACAACAGACGCAUGAUACUACCUGGCAGCAACCUUCAAGCCACCAAGAAGCUCCUCACGAUGACUAUCAGAAGUUCCAAGGCGGCACUGCAACCAUUAUACCGAUCUUGAGUGCGGUCCCGCAAUAUGUGCGCGGAGAAGAGCACGUUUCGACAUACAUUGCUCCAUUGCCCAGUCCUCAAAUCCCAGCUUUCCAAAUUCAGAGAGACAUCCAGCGAGACCCGCAUAGCCAUGACCUACAGCAACCCGAGGCUCCUCAAGAGCAUCAGCACCACCCGCUGCCGCAAACAUCCGGCCCUCCAAUGCAUCACCCACAGCCAAUUGCACCCCCGAGACCGGUGAAUGAUCCUCGCCAACCUUCUCCUCCACCGAAGCCAGAGGUCCCAUCUUUCGAAGCGCCAAAGGCAGAAUGGGAUGCCUCACGAGAGCCACCGCCACUACACUCCAGGCCAGAAGGAGCCAACUUCAAGCACCAAGCAUACACCAUGUCCGAAGAUACUGCGCUGUUCCAACCACCCCCUUCUUACCCCGAGGCUCCGAAAAACAUGUACUAUCAAGUUCCAGCGACAAAGCCAGAGCCGCAGCGGCUUACGCAGUUAUUCCCCUGGGAAACUCAUGCGCCCAAGCCCACUCGUGUUUUUGCCCCAGAGCAACCUCUCCCUCUGGCCUCGCCACCUGAAGAAGCUCUCCCAGUGCAGCUCAGUGAGCCACUGGCUCCAUCUGAGGUCUUGCCCCUACGAGCCCCCUUCGAGCCCUCCGCCGAGACCUGGGAGUCAUACAGCCGCUCCAACGCGUGGGACGAAGACCCCCACAUCCAACGAUAUAUCGAAUCGAUUCAACAAGCGCGACACGCUCGCACGCAAGUGAUCUCUGGCUCCAGCCACCCAAGCACGAGCACACGAUCCAGCCAAGACCUAACGGGUUCAUCUACAACGACCAUCACGGAGACCCCCUCUGGCCACCGGCCCAGCAUCAUCCUCACCGACUUCCCAACAGAAGUCGAGCGCCCCAGCCUUCCUGUGACACCCGCGCCGAUCCAGCGCAACAGGGGCAUCGGCGGCGACGGCGACGAGUACGAUGCUUCCGGUUCAGCGGCCCUCCCUGCUGCUGAGGGGGUCCCAAGUCAGCAGGAAUGGAAUCCCCUGGCCAGUCUGGAAGAACUGCACCGCCGGCAGUCCGAGGUUUUGGAGCAUCCGGAGCGGUUAGAGGAGCGGCUUGCUAAAAUUGCGCGCGAGCCUGGGUCUUGCCCCGGGUAG